Messenger RNA from Pediculus humanus corporis (human body louse), 2469 nucleotides. RefSeq names its product roundabout 1, 2, 3, putative. Bases 1 to 2469 code for a protein of 822 amino acids. Lineage: Eukaryota; Metazoa; Arthropoda; Insecta; Psocodea; Pediculidae. The transcript is spliced from 11 exons. Gene Ontology annotation, molecular function: protein binding. The record is from RefSeq and is a predicted model, not a curated record.
AUGCUCAAUUGUAAAGCAGAAGGAUAUCCGGAACCUACAAUAGAAUGGUUUAAAGAUGGCGAAUUGGUUAAAUCGACAAAAUCAAGCGGUGCUUUUCUCUCUAUGGGUUCCCUAUUUUUUUUCAAAGGAUUGCACAGGAGAAAGGAUAGCACGGACGAAGGAGUUUAUUGGUGCAUAGCUAAAAAUUCAGCUGGUGUCGCAAAAAGUAGAAAUGCGACGCUUCAUUUAGCCGUUCUUCGUGAAGAUUUUAGAGCUUUUCCACACAACACGAGAGUCGCAUUGGGCGAAACUGCUUUGUUAGAAUGCGGUCCACCGAAGGGACAUCCGGAACCUGUAGUUUUUUGGAAAAAAAAUGGACACGUUAUUGAUUUAGAUAAAAAUAAAAGGUUUAGAAUUGUCGACGGUGGUAAUCUGGCAAUUCAAGAUGUCCGACAAAGCGACGAUGGAAAAUAUCAAUGCCUUGCUAAAAAUGUAGUCGGAACAAGAGAAUCAGCGACGGCUUUGUUAAAAAUUCACGUGAAGCCAUUUAUCAUCAAAGGACCCGUGGACGCGGUUGUUUUAGCCGGAAACAGCGUUGAUUUUCAAUGUAAAGUUGGAGGAGAUCCUUUACCGGAUGUUCUUUGGAGGAGAACAGCCGGAGCGGGUAACAUGCCUUUGGGUAAAGUUCACAUAACGGACGAUAGAAGUUUAAGACUUGAUAAUGUCACACCAGAAGACGAAGGAGAAUACACGUGCGAAGCUGAUAACGAUGUCGGAAUGAUAUCAGCAUCUGCAACUCUCGUCGUAUAUUAUCAAAUCGUCGAUUUAGAAACCGAUGCUCAAUUUGAAUGCGGAGCCGAUGGAAACCCAAGACCAUCACUUUUUUGGUCCGUCGAAGGAAAUCGAUCAUUAUAUUUUCCAGGAGCAAAAGUUGAUAGGUUUAAAGCUUCAAACACGCCGGAGGGAAGAAUUCUUUUAACUUUACACUCUGCUACUCAAAACGAUUCUGGAAUUGUUGUGAUAUGUUCGGCGGUUAAUCCGGCUGGUUCGGCUUCGUGGAAAGCAAAAUUAAUUGUCAUGUCACCGGAAGAUCAUCCACCGCCGGUCAUUAUCCAAGGACCAAUGAAUCAAACAUUACCGAUAAAAACGAUUGGAAUUUUUCCAUGCAGAGCGAUCGGUAAUCCUUCUCCGAUAAUAUCAUGGUAUAGAAAUGGAGUGCCUUUGGUUUCCGGUAGAGAUAAAAUAAAUAUAUCGGAAUCUGGAAAUCUCGUGAUUCAAGAACUUGAAAGAUCCGAUGCCGGAUAUUACACGUGCGUUGCAUCGUCGGUUAGUGGAAAAUCAACGUGGGCCGCACAAUUAAGAGUAGAAUCACCGAUGAAUCCAAACAUUAAUUUUUUUAGAGCACCGGAUGCUUCUACUUUUCCCGGUGCUCCUAGCAGACCACAAAUUGUUAAUAAAACACAAGAUUCCGCAGCAAUAACUUGGACAAGAAGUCCUAAAAUAGGAGCAUCGUCCCUUCUUGGAUAUCAGAUUGAAUUAUUCAGUAGAGAAACAUCAACAAGAAAUUCAUCUGUCAAUUCCGGAGGAUGGAUUAUUUCAGCAAGAAGAGUUUCUGGACCCACCUAUAUUCAACAACAUUUGCAACCGGGAUUAACUUAUAGAUUUUUAAUUCGAGCUGAAAAUUCACAUGGUUGUGCUGUAUCAGAACCCGUAGCCAUUGAAGUCGGUAAUAAAAAAUCAUUAGAAGACGAAGAUGAAAAUGAGGAUGAAAGGUUGUUGAAAGAAGCAAAAUCGACUCUUUUUUCAAGUCACGUUGUCGAUUUAGUGGAAGCUGUAGCCGUUAGUUCGACAUCUAUAAAAUUAGUUUGGGAGAUUCUCAAUUCGGAAUUUGUCGAAGGAUUUUAUAUUUAUUCAAGAGCGUUAGACGGAGGUAAUCGCGGAGCAGAUUCUUACAGCAUGUUAACAGUAUCACAAGCUGGAGGUGCUUUGGGGUUCCAAGUCACGGGUUUAGCCAAAUAUACAAGAUAUGAAUUUUUUCUUGUUCCUUUUUAUAAAACGGUCGAUGGCAAACCCUCUAAUUCGAAAACAACAAAAACAUUGGAAGAUGUACCGUCGGAACCUCCGAUUCACAUGGAAGCAAUUUUAUUAAAUUCAACAGCAGUUCAUCUAAGAUGGAAACCUCCUCCAACUCAUACUCAAAAUGGAAUAAUCAGGAGUUAUUUGGUUGUCGUAGAAGGAAACGGUCUUAAUAAUUUAUCCGUGACAACAACUUCACCUUCUUUGCUGUUGACUAAUUUAACUGCUGGAAUUACCUAUAAUGUUCGAGCAGCAGCUUGUACAAAACCUGGAGUGGGACCUUUUAGUUCUCCAGCUAGUCUUCGCUUGGAUCCCGCAUCCAGAUUAUUAUUAUUAGAUCAUCAUUUGAGGUUUUUUUUUUUUUUUUUUACAAAUGUUGAAUACCUAAUUUUAAAUUUAAAACAAAAUUACUAA